Arabidopsis thaliana (thale cress) is the source of this 4180-nucleotide messenger RNA. It is a transcript of the gene ACA11, whose product is annotated as autoinhibited Ca2+-ATPase 11. Gene Ontology annotation, biological process: calcium ion transmembrane transport. The record is from RefSeq and is marked reviewed. The transcript has 7 exons. Bases 462 to 3539 code for a protein of 1025 amino acids. Gene Ontology annotation, cellular component: membrane. Gene Ontology annotation, molecular function: P-type calcium transporter activity; ATP binding; ATP hydrolysis activity. Lineage: Eukaryota; Viridiplantae; Streptophyta; Magnoliopsida; Brassicales; Brassicaceae.
UAUAUCAAAAGGUAUAUUUAUUUAUAGAAAACUUGAUACAACAAAACCUAAUAAAAUUAGGCAGAUUUAUCGGGUCGGAUCUUUGAACAUGGAUUAAAUUCUCUUAAAUACCACAACAACAAAACAAUACGUACAUACGAAAACCCACGAAAAGAGGACGCAAGACAAGACUUUCUUCAAAGUUGGAUUGCGUCAAAAUAAUCAAAAAACGAACCAACAGAUGCGAAAAGGCGGCCCGGCCCGAUAACCCGAGUAAACCGGGUUUGGAGUUUUGUAACACUACAUAAAAAUUGCUCAGCAACCUCACACACAACAACAAACUCCCACGUUUGACAGAGAAUAGAGGACGAAGGAGCCUUCACUCUCCUCUCUCUCUCUUCACCUUCCUUCGCGCCGGCGAAGAUUAUUAUUCUCUGUUUUUUAAGAGAAAAGUAAACGGAGAGAGAGAUUUUUUGAAAGUAAUGUCUAAUCUACUAAAGGAUUUCGAGGUCGCAUCUAAGAAUCCGUCGCUGGAAGCUCGUCAACGAUGGCGAUCCUCCGUGGGACUCGUAAAAAAUCGGGCUCGUCGUUUCCGUAUGAUCAGUAAUCUCGACAAACUCGCUGAGAAUGAGAAGAAGAGAUGCCAGAUCCAGGAAAAGAUAAGGGUUGUCUUCUAUGUUCAAAAGGCAGCUUUUCAGUUUAUUGAUGCUGGUGCCCGCCCUGAAUAUAAACUCACUGAUGAGGUCAAAAAAGCAGGAUUUUAUGUCGAAGCAGAUGAGCUUGCUUCUAUGGUUCGCAAUCAUGACACAAAGAGCCUUACAAAAAUCGGAGGACCUGAAGGAAUCGCUCAGAAAGUAUCUGUAUCUCUCGCUGAAGGUGUACGUUCGAGUGAACUACACAUCAGAGAAAAAAUCUAUGGAGAAAACCGUUAUACUGAGAAACCAGCCAGAUCAUUUUUAACGUUUGUUUGGGAAGCGCUUCAAGACAUUACCCUUAUCAUCCUUAUGGUCUGCGCUGUAGUAUCAAUAGGAGUGGGAGUUGCAACAGAAGGUUUUCCAAAGGGCAUGUAUGAUGGGACGGGGAUCUUGCUUAGUAUAAUCUUGGUGGUCAUGGUUACUGCUAUCAGUGACUACAAGCAAUCUUUGCAGUUCAGAGAUUUGGAUCGAGAGAAAAAGAAGAUUAUUAUUCAAGUCACCAGGGAUGGCAGCAGACAAGAGGUCUCCAUCCAUGACUUGGUUGUUGGAGAUGUGGUCCAUUUAUCUAUUGGGGAUCAAGUUCCAGCUGAUGGGAUUUUUAUAUCCGGAUACAAUCUGGAGAUAGACGAGUCAAGCUUAUCGGGCGAGAGUGAACCAUCACAUGUGAAUAAAGAGAAGCCGUUUCUGCUUUCAGGAACCAAAGUCCAAAACGGCUCUGCAAAAAUGCUGGUGACAACCGUUGGUAUGAGGACUGAGUGGGGAAAGUUGAUGGAUACUCUGAGUGAGGGUGGAGAGGAUGAGACCCCUCUGCAGGUGAAACUAAAUGGUGUUGCAACAAUCAUAGGUAAGAUUGGUUUAGGCUUUGCAGUGCUUACGUUUGUGGUGUUGUGCAUAAGGUUCGUUGUGGAGAAAGCCACGGCUGGUAGCAUCACUGAGUGGUCUUCUGAAGAUGCACUAACAUUGCUUGACUACUUUGCAAUUGCUGUUACCAUUAUAGUCGUUGCUGUACCUGAAGGGUUACCUUUGGCUGUGACCUUAAGUCUAGCAUUUGCUAUGAAGCAAUUAAUGAGUGAUAGGGCACUUGUAAGGCAUCUGGCUGCAUGUGAGACGAUGGGUUCUUCUACCUGCAUCUGCACGGAUAAAACAGGGACCUUAACCACUAACCACAUGGUAGUCAACAAAGUUUGGAUAUGUGAAAAUAUCAAAGAGAGGCAAGAGGAAAACUUCCAGUUGAACCUAUCCGAACAAGUUAAGAAUAUCCUUAUACAGGCCAUAUUUCAGAACACUGGUUCUGAAGUUGUUAAGGAUAAGGAAGGAAAAACUCAGAUCCUGGGUUCACCUACAGAAAGGGCGAUACUGGAAUUUGGUUUGCUUUUGGGUGGUGACGUUGACACGCAACGCCGAGAACAUAAGAUACUCAAGAUCGAGCCAUUCAACUCAGACAAGAAGAAAAUGUCUGUUCUUACAUCUCAUUCAGGUGGUAAAGUACGUGCUUUCUGCAAAGGUGCAUCUGAAAUAGUCUUGAAAAUGUGUGAGAAGGUUGUGGAUUCAAACGGAGAAUCUGUUCCUUUAUCUGAAGAAAAGAUUGCAAGUAUCUCUGAUGUCAUAGAGGGAUUUGCUUCAGAGGCUCUUAGGACUCUCUGCUUAGUUUACACGGAUCUUGAUGAAGCUCCCAGAGGGGAUCUUCCUAAUGGUGGCUACACAUUGGUAGCAGUUGUUGGAAUCAAGGACCCGGUUCGGCCUGGUGUUAGGGAAGCCGUUCAGACUUGUCAAGCUGCUGGAAUCACUGUUCGUAUGGUCACUGGUGAUAACAUUAGCACUGCCAAAGCGAUUGCAAAGGAAUGUGGUAUACUUACAGCAGGAGGUGUAGCUAUAGAAGGUUCAGACUUCCGUAAUUUGCCUCCACAUGAAAUGAGGGCCAUUCUACCGAAAAUCCAGGUGAUGGCUCGGUCUUUGCCAUUGGACAAACAUACAUUAGUCAACAACUUGAGGAAAAUGGGAGAGGUAGUUGCAGUGACUGGGGAUGGAACAAAUGAUGCUCCUGCAUUGCAUGAGGCUGACAUUGGACUUGCCAUGGGAAUAGCUGGAACAGAGGUUGCGAAAGAGAAUGCUGAUGUUAUCAUAAUGGACGACAACUUUGCAACAAUAGUGAAUGUGGCAAAAUGGGGACGUGCUGUGUAUAUCAACAUCCAGAAGUUUGUUCAGUUCCAGCUAACUGUUAAUGUUGUUGCUCUGAUCAUCAACUUUGUCUCUGCUUGCAUCACUGGAUCUGCGCCACUCACCGCAGUGCAACUGCUUUGGGUGAACAUGAUCAUGGACACACUUGGUGCAUUGGCUCUAGCGACCGAACCUCCCAACGAAGGUUUAAUGAAACGCCAACCAAUCGGUAGAACAGCAAGCUUCAUCACCAGAGCUAUGUGGAGAAACAUCAUUGGUCAAAGCAUUUAUCAGUUAAUCGUUCUCGGCAUCCUCAACUUUGCUGGCAAACAAAUACUCAACCUUAAUGGCCCAGAUUCAACAAUUGUUCUCAACACAAUUAUCUUCAACUCUUUCGUCUUUUGCCAGGUGUUUAAUGAAGUAAACAGCAGAGAGAUAGAGAAGAUAAAUGUGUUCGAAGGAAUGUUCAAGAGUUGGGUGUUUGUUGCUGUAAUGACUGCAACAGUUGGAUUCCAAGUGAUCAUUGUUGAGUUCCUUGGAGCAUUUGCAAGCACUGUUCCUUUGAGCUGGCAACAUUGGCUACUCUGCAUUUUGAUUGGUUCCGUAAGCAUGAUUCUAGCCGUUGGUCUUAAAUGCAUACCGGUUGAGUCUAACCGUCAUCACGAUGGCUAUGAGCUGCUUCCUUCUGGUCCAUCUGACUCUGCCUAACCCACCAUCUAGUAACGCAACGUCCAUUUUAUAUUUGAUUUUUUUUCCUUCCUUCUUCAACUCCGGGCUAAUGAUCUGAUCUCAAAUUGUAUAAAAUCGUUGCUGGAUUUUUUCUAUUUUGGGUGUGGGUUUGAUAUAUUUUGUCAACUGAGUUUCCACUUGACCCAAUCUUUUGGUUUAUGAAGAAUUUUAAAAUCGUAUUUUGGACUUGGUUACAAACUUCUCAUGGUAACAUUCAGUAAAGCUUCAGAAACAUCAGUCGUAAACAAGAGCAAUACAGAAAGGCAUUGAUCAAACUGUCCGUUGUGUUGCACAUAAUCAUUUGCUUAUGAGACUUUUGGUUUCAAAAUCGAAAGGGGAAAAAAGGCAAAUGCUCCCUGUAGCUGAAAAGAGGUUCUUAUGAGUUUGGUCACAAAAGAAUAUGCAGAGAGAUUGAAGGAUGAAACCAUUGCUGCUAAAGAACCUCUUUACCAUGAAGCUGAAAUUAGACCUUGCUUCUCGAGCCAUCAUUGCGUAUGGCUACAAAGCAACGCCUUGUUAAAUGUAACAAGUGCAAAACUCAAUAAAGAAGAAGCAGCAGAAAUCUAGGCCUGAUGAUGGCAGGCAGAUUCUGAGCUACUCAAAGAUACCAGCAAAGUGAC